AUGGAGCCAUGGCCUCUCGUGUUGCUGCUGCUGUGCCUACAGGAUUGUGUCUCAGGUCUCUCCAUUGAGAACGUGUACCGGAAAGUGCGGCGGCGUGAAGGGGAGUCUCUGUCCGUGCAGUGCUCCUACAAGAACCGCCGGAACCGCGUGGAGGGCAAGGCUUGGUGCAAAGUGAAGAAGAGGAGGUGUGAGCUUAACUUCAUCCGGGACUGGGUGAAGGGGCCCAGCUACUCCAUAAGGGAUGAUGCCAAGGCCAAGGUGGUCUACAUCACCAUGGAGGCCCUCAGAGUCCAGGACUCCGGACGAUACUGGUGCAUGCGUAACACAGCUGGGAAUCUCUAUCCCUUGGUGGGUUUCCAGCUGGAAGUACAUCCAGCCCUCACAACUGAGAGAAACACUCCUCCCACGCAUCUAACCAACACCUUCGAGAGUGGAUUUGUCACAAUGGGCCAGGUCCCCAUUUCAGGCCCUCACAACCCUGUCACCUCUGACGUGAUUGUAUUCACAUCUGGACUCCUCACCUUGGCCUCAGGGACCACCGCACCAACCCCUGUGACAAGCUACAGUUUCACCGAUACCAGUGGCACCCUCACAGAGCCCGGGAGGAGCACAAAGUCCCAGCCAGUGACCGUGUCUCCUAGCAAUUCGAGACCCUUCUCUGCUGACCCAGUGACCACCUCCACCGUGUCCAGACACCUGAGCAGCGGCUUGUCCACCACGGGGAUGUGGCACCAGUUACCCCCCAACAGGUCCCAGGAGACUUACCUCACUGCAAUGGUGGUGGUGCUGACAUUCCUUCUUGCGCCUGUGGUGUUGGUUAUGGGCUAUGGGUUUUGGAAGAAGAGGCACAUGGGAAGCUACAACUUGGGCAGCAACUCGGCUAAACCCUGGAUACACCUUCCUGAAGGACCAGAGACGCUGUGGAAGCCUGCUUGGUCUAAGAUAGCUCAGUGAUCUGGGAAGCCGAUUCCAGUGGGUUCAGAGGCCAGAAGAGGACCGAAGACAGGCAAUGGCCCUGGGGCAGGAGGACACACCGCUGCCUUCCUUUCACCCCGACCACUGUGUUCUCAGCUUCCCUCUGUUCCCUACAAACUUCUCCAGAUGUUUGGAGACAAGAACCAGGACUCAUGAGCCCUCGAGGCAGCCGAUGUCUCUAGAGUCCUGUUCUGGAUGAGAAGGGACAGUGACUAAGGCCUGGGGACACAAAGGCAUUGGUAGCAGGAGGUCUCAAAGCUGACAAAGGCCACGUGUCUUCUGAUGUGCCCUGACUGUGGCUGCUGGCCCUUCUGUCCCGGAAGCCUGCAGAUCCCACAUGUCACUUGGUUCCUG
Molecule: messenger RNA, 1329 nt
Organism: Peromyscus eremicus (cactus mouse)
Lineage: Eukaryota; Metazoa; Chordata; Mammalia; Rodentia; Cricetidae
Gene: Treml2
Product: triggering receptor expressed on myeloid cells like 2
Exons: 5
Coding region: 1-954 (317 amino acids)
Biological process (GO): T cell activation
Cellular component (GO): cell surface
Molecular function (GO): signaling receptor activity
Source: RefSeq, a predicted model, not a curated record